ACAAAUCCGUGAUUCUUGUCAAACUUGUAUAGACUUCACACUCGUUCAACAUGAGACAUCGCCCAUGAACCGGGCUGGCUUUUUUGACUUGACUUUGCUACGGGAAAAGAAGAAAAGUAUCCUUUUUUGCGUGUGACCGCCACCAGAGCCACUCAUCGUACAUAUCCUCAUUCGAUCGAUCCGCAAACGAUCCCGAGCUACGAAUCGACGGCUUCCGGCACAGAGCGGACAAUUGAGCAGCAACAUGUGCACACGCAACGUCAUCGAAUAUCGCUGCAAGCAUCAGGUCUUCCGGGGAAACACGCGUUGCUACCGCGACGAUUGCCCGGGCAGGAGAGACGAGAUCGCCUACGACACCGAAGACUGCGCGCAGUGCGAAGGCCACAAGAGAAUCCAAUCUGCGCGAUGGUGCCCCAUGGGCUGCUCGUGCAAAUGCGUCGUCAUGUAAGGCCAAGCGGCUGAGCGGGGACCAGAUGGAUAUCAGAAGCUUGCCGAGUUGUGUUUGUACCGCCGGGAUGAGGCAGAGUCAGCUGGCGUACGACCCGGGCUGAAGCUGGGAGCUUGCGUGCCUCCAUAUUGAGGGAGGAUGGCUUCAAUCAGCAAGCCAGUCAUUAAAGCAGCAAAAUCGACAGCAGCAGCAAAACCAAGGGGGAAAAAGGAAGAAAAAAAAAAAAAACCUUAAGAAUGCGAUGUUGACAUAAUCACCGCGAGAUAUUGUUACAUACCUCUUUGGAUAUUUUCGCUAUACCAGUCAGAUCUUCGGCAUGUUGGUUUCGGGUUUGAUUUGGAAAAGAUCGCAAUGUUAUGCAUGAGACGACGAUAAACGUGCCCAUUUGGCUGUAUGUGAGGAAGAGGAAGGAGAUGAGGAAGGAUGACGACAAUACAAGUGCCAUACAAUUGGAUACGAGAUUUUUUUUGGAUUUUUUUUUUUUUUUUUAGCCUGUGGUUAUGGGAGAGGUUUACUCUCGACGGGCGUCUAUCAUCAUCUACAUCAUGUAUCUUAAUACACUACCUAUUGCAUUGCCUGCUC
Messenger RNA from Trichoderma virens Gv29-8, 1030 nucleotides. RefSeq lists its product as uncharacterized. The record is from RefSeq and is a predicted model, not a curated record. The transcript has a single exon. NCBI's taxonomy places the organism in Eukaryota, Fungi, Ascomycota, Sordariomycetes, Hypocreales, Hypocreaceae. Bases 245 to 448 code for a protein of 67 amino acids.